This is a messenger RNA of Brugia malayi, 1242 nucleotides long. RefSeq names its product Galactosyltransferase family protein. Bases 1 to 1242 code for a protein of 413 amino acids. The record is from RefSeq and is a predicted model, not a curated record. Lineage: Eukaryota; Metazoa; Nematoda; Chromadorea; Rhabditida; Onchocercidae. The transcript has 10 exons. Gene Ontology annotation, biological process: glycosphingolipid biosynthetic process; carbohydrate metabolic process. Gene Ontology annotation, molecular function: N-acetyl-beta-glucosaminyl-derivative 4-beta-N-acetylgalactosaminyltransferase activity.
AUGGCAAUAAAAUAUUUACAUUUAUCAAUGAAGCAAUUACUCCUGCUUCUUGCAAUGGCAACUUGUUCUUAUUUAAUCAUUGGUAAAUCAGUCAUACCAACAAGAUUGAAAACCACAAAACCGCGUGACAUUUUAAGUAUCGAACAGCAACAGCAGAAUACGGUUAACAAAAAAUCACUAGUUCAUAAAGAAAAAGCUGAAGGAGAUGAAAAAAGCGUUGUUGAGCUUGUUCAGAAUGAUCAUGAAAUAAUACUGGAACGAAUAAGAUCACCGGAUAUUGAUAUGCAACGAAACGGAACAUCAACCACGCUAAUUGUUAAUAUGGAUGAUAAGCCACUUGCAGAAGAUAUUCCAUUAUUUGAUGAACUUGAAAAUCGCUUGUUAAAAAACAGGUCGGAUGAUCUAAAAAAGAUAUGUCCAGAUCCAGAAGAUAACAGGAAGUUGAUUGGGCAAUUGCCACAAGCUGUGCUUUUAAUAACAAACUUAAAAGAAGCCGAAGUAAAGAAACAUUAUCCAUAUUUAAGACCUGGCGGACACUGGAAACCAGAAGAUUGCAUGACUGAACAUAAAAUAGCUGUGAUAAUUCCAUUUCGAGAUCGUCAAACACAUUUGACCCGUCUUAUCGAUUUUCUUAUUCCAGUGUUUAAAAGGCAGGAAUUGGAUUUUCGGUUUAUUGUAACAGAACAGUAUGGCAAUGGUCUAUUUAACAAAGGCCGAAUAAUGAAUGCAGCGUUUCGCUUAGCUGAAAGUCUCAAUGUAAGCUGUGUUAUAUUUCAUGAUGUUGAUAUGUUUCCACAGAAUGAUCGUAAUUUCUACGGUUGUCCACCAACACCACGUCAUAUUGGUGCUUUUGUUAGUAAUCUUGGAUAUCAAUUAUGGUAUAAAGAAAUAGUUGGUGGCGUUCUAGCAAUUAGCAUGGAUGAUUACCGAACAGUAAAUGGUUAUUCGAAUAUGUAUUGGGGAUGGGGUGGUGAAGAUGAUGAUAUGGGGAAACGAAUAAUGGCACAAAAUCUAACCAUUGAAAGACCUGAUGUUACCACAGGUCGAUUUACCAUGCUGAAACAUGUCAAGAGGAAACGAAUUGCACCAAAAUUAGUAUAUAAAUUGUUAGAUGAUGCUGAAACACGCUACCGAACUGAUGGUCUAAAUGUUACUUCAUGGAAAAUAUUAAAAGUUACAUUACGGCCAUUAUAUUAUCACAUAUAUGUUGAUGUUGGUAAGCCCCCAUCAGAAUGGGUAUGA